Molecule: messenger RNA, 2886 nt
Organism: Pangasianodon hypophthalmus (striped catfish)
Lineage: Eukaryota; Metazoa; Chordata; Actinopteri; Siluriformes; Pangasiidae
Gene: gata2b
Product: GATA binding protein 2b
Exons: 5
Coding region: 180-1385 (401 amino acids)
Biological process (GO): positive regulation of transcription by RNA polymerase II; negative regulation of transcription by RNA polymerase II; cell fate commitment
Cellular component (GO): nucleus
Molecular function (GO): RNA polymerase II cis-regulatory region sequence-specific DNA binding; DNA-binding transcription factor activity, RNA polymerase II-specific; zinc ion binding
Source: RefSeq, a predicted model, not a curated record
CCUCCCACAGGUCUUCUGUUUGUCUACAUGACACACUGUACGGACAGAGGCUGAGAGGCUUGUAAAGCCAGGCGGAGACGCUGAACGAUCCUGGAGUGAAUAAAGAAGAGGUUUCUGUGAAGUGUCAGUUUCAGCGUUUCCCUCGGGGACACAGCCUGAGAGCUGGACCGAGGCUGGACAUGGAGCUCUCCGCCGACUCCGCAUGGAUGAUGUUGCCUACGUCCGACUCGGACGCUUCUCACGCUGGCUUGGGGCAGGGCACCGCGUACAUGGAGCCAUCAUUACUGUCGCUGGAGGAAGUGGAUGGAUUCCUCAGUCACAUUGAUCCUCCAGGACAUCCCUAUUUCCACACACACACACCUCACCCUCAAGCACGAACAUCCUACAGCCAGGUUCCAGCUCGUUUGCACGGUGGCUCUGUGUGCCACCCUCAGUUUCUGCACGCGCAAGCUUACCCUUGGCUGGAGGGCAGUAAAUCGAGUCCUUCCGUGCUCCAGCAACCCAUCACCUGGUCACAGAGUCCUUUGGGAAAGCCUGGUGGAGGAACCUCGGUCGGGAUCUCGUCGGUUUAUCCAGGCGCGUGCGCUCAUGGCUCGGCCCCGCUGGCCACGCGCUGCAGCACUCAGUUCUACUACCUGCCCCCUACACCGCCCACUGCCGCGGCUCCCGAGCCGGACGCCACCAAGUACCCGGCACUUCUUCUGGAUGGGACGAAAAUGCAGAGCACAGGCCCGCUCCGGAACUGUACAGCGCAUGAGGCGGCUCCUGUGCGUGCGUUUCCAGCGUACGCGUUAACAGGAGCGCGCGAGCACGCGGCGGGAGACUUAACGGCCAAAUCAAAGAGCAAAGGACGCACCGGAUCGGAAGGACGUGAGUGUGUGAACUGUGGGGCUACCUCCACUCCCUUGUGGCGGCGAGAUGGCACAGGCCAUUAUUUGUGUAACGCAUGUGGACUUUACCACAAGAUGAAUGGCCAGAACCGACCUCUCAUCAGACCCAAACGUCGACUGUCAGCAGCCAGGAGAGCAGGUACUUGCUGUGCAAACUGCCACACGGGCACCACCACAUUGUGGAGACGUAACACCAAUGGAGAGCCUGUUUGCAAUGCCUGUGGCCUCUACUACAAACUGCACAAUAUGAACCGCCCGCUCACUAUGAAGAAGGAAGGAAUUCAGACUCGCAACAGAAAAAUGUCCACCAAAUCUAAACGAAGGAGAGGCGAGAGCUCUCAUCAAUUUCACUUCAGCAGAUUCAUGCAGGACAAACCACAUGGCUUUAACCAAAUCACCAAUAUUUCUCAUCACGUUAACAUGACUCCACCUGUCAAGUUUCAUCCAGCCUUCAGCCACAUGCACCAUGCUAAUUUGGUGACUGCCAUGAGCUGAGCACCAUGACGAGGUCUUUUUGUGCAUUAGUGAAAUCGCAGAGACAUUUAUUUAAGUGCUUAAUGAAUAUACAGUUUUAGAAUAAUGUUUUUGUACAUUCACACAUUGAAGCUAGCUAACUAAAUGAGGUUGUUGUUUUUUUAAAAAAAAUGAUCAUUAGUUGACUGUGUAAUAAAGUGCACUUUAUACCAAAACCCAGUGAUAUAUUCUAUGGAGGAUUGUAAGAUCCAAAGGUUUUUCUAUGCAAACACUGCAUUUGGUGGAGGAUUCUUUUAGAAAUCUUUUGAAUCGCCCAGUCAUAACAUCUGAGUGUUGUACAAGAGAUACAGAAGAAAACCUGGGGUUUUCAGAGCAUGUAAGUGGUGAAUGCUGAGACAGUGGGAUUUUACAGUCCACUUUAUGAAAGGACUUUGUGUGUCUGUGUGUGUCUGAUAAAACUGUGAAUGUUGAACAGUGUAAAAAAAGUGUUGUGUUAUUUGGUUUCUGAUACUGCCCCACUUCCACCUCCACCCUUCCUCCAUUAAUGAGUUACAAUCAUGUGACAGCAAAACCCUUUACUAAAUUUUCUAGCAAUAACACAUUUAUCAGUGUUCCAGCAAUUCGAUCUCCUUGUUCCCCCAAUACCUUCAGUGAAGUUGAAGUGUUCUUUUAUUAUAUGCAUUUCAGUAAAUAAAGUGCUAUUUAUCUGAUUAGAGAAAUGUCUAUUACAGGGAUUCCGAUUCUGAAUCUUGGUGAUUUACAGACCUUAUGCUAAUAGCCAUAUGGUCUAAUUAAAAUGAUAUUAACUAUCUGAUGAGCCCCCUUGGGUGUGUUUGAGCUCCAGGAGAACAUCUCCUCCAAUAUGUACUGUAUUCCAUACUUAAAUGUCUAUGUAACUAUGUUGAUCACAGGCAUCCAAAGUGACACGUGUGGCUGUGAGCUGCACACACGCCUCUGAGACACAGAUUUUAUCAGCGUGAUGAGCAGAUUAGAAGAAUGAAUGGAGCACUGGACUCCAGAGGGAUGGAGACAUGAGAUAACGCUGAAAGACUAGGGUGAAUUCUUUACUCUUGACUGCAGGAGAGCUGAUAGGGAGCAUUUGGAUUUUAUAGAAGGGGCAGCCUCUCUUUGUAUCUCUCAAACUGCACACAAGCAACAAUACCAUAUCUGUUACAUUCAUCAAAUCUUAGUAAGAUUUGCUAUUACAAGAACAUGUAAGAUCUUGAGAACAGGCAAAUAAUUACUCUUGACAAAACAACAUGCAUAGAAGAUUAAUAAUUCUUAUUAUUAUUUUGCAAUAAUGCUUGUAAUUGUCAAAACCAAUAUUACUAGCUAAUAGCUGAAUAAAAGUUUUUAAAUUGAUUAGCAUCACUCUGUAACGUUAACCUGAUAGUUAAAACAAUACAAUCUAGACAUUAGCAAAAUACUCCAAGCCACCAAGUAAUAAUAUGGUAGGGUAUUUGUCCACUGCAUUACAGAACAAUGUCAAAUUGCAUGCUCUUGUACGCUUGUAAGAUAACAU